Molecule: messenger RNA, 1450 nt
Organism: Sinocyclocheilus rhinocerous
Lineage: Eukaryota; Metazoa; Chordata; Actinopteri; Cypriniformes; Cyprinidae
Gene: aifm4
Product: apoptosis inducing factor mitochondria associated 4
Exons: 15
Coding region: 502-1308 (268 amino acids)
Cellular component (GO): cytoplasm
Molecular function (GO): oxidoreductase activity, acting on NAD(P)H
Source: RefSeq, a predicted model, not a curated record
AAGGUCAAAGUUGAGGGUGGUAAAGUUUAUGUGACCACUGAUAAAAAGAAACGGAAAAAGCGUGUUAAGAAAAUGAGCGGUAGAGUGCCUGGAGUAAGUCACACGGUUGUUCUGAUUGGAGGAGGUCCAGCUUCACUGCAGUGUGCAGAAACCCUUCGCCAGAAUGAUUAUGAAGGGAGAAUUAUAAUGGUUACCAAAGAUGAGCAGCUUCCUUUGGAUAAGACCAAGCUUAGCAAGGCAAUGAACAUUGAAAUUGAAAAGGUGCUGCUACGACAGAAUGAUUUCCUUCAAGAGCAUGGAAUUGAUGUGUGGACUAAAAAAGAGGUAAAAUCUGUUGACACAGAGGCUAAAACUCUGACUUUCAGUGAUGGCACCAACCAACACUAUGACCAGCUCCUGAUUUCUACAGGUGGCAGGACCAGACCUCUGCAGUGCCCUGGUGCUGAACUUGAAAAUGUGAAAUUGCUGGAGAGCUAAAAGGACGCCACAGAAAUUCAUAAAAUGAGUGCCGGCAACAAGGCCAUCAUCGUUGGAACUUCAUUCAUAGGAAUGGAAGUAGCAGCUUAUCUGUCUGACAAGGCAGACAGCGUCACUGUUAUUGGCAGCAGUAAGUUUCCUUUCCAGUCAUCACUGGGUCCAGAUAUCGGAAAAAUGACAAUGCAGAUGCUGAAAGAGAAAAACGUGAAGUUCUAUACAAGUAAUGGUGUGGCUGAAAUCCGGGGUGAAAACGGAAAGGUUAAGGAAGUUGUUCUGAAAAAUGGUGAAGUCCUUCCAGCGGAUAUUGUAAUUGUGGGCAUUGGUGUCAUUCCCAACUCUAAUUUCCUUAAGGAAACAUCUGUGGAAAUUGAUUCACGCAGUGCUGUUGUUGUUGACAAGUUCAUGAAAACCAACAUUCCUGAUGUCUUUGCUGCUGGAGAUGUGGUGUCCUUUCCACUUCCUUUGGUUGGCCAUAAGAGAGUCAAUAUUGGACACUGGCAAUUGGCGCAAGCUCACGGAAGAAUCGCAGGCUUAAGCAUGCUGAAUCAACAGGUUGUGAUAAAUACUGUGCCAUACUUCUGGACCAUGCUGUUGGGAAAAAGUAUCCGAUAUACAGGCUAUGGGGAAGGAUACACUGACAUUAUUUUCAAAGGAAGCACCGAGGAAAGAAAAUUCUUGGCAUUUUAUAUCAAAGAUGAAGAAGUUGUUGCAGCUGCCAGCUUGAACUUUGACCCUGCUGUCGCAAGGUUGGCAGAAAUGUUAUUGAUGGGGAAGAGGAUCACUAAGGGUCAGGCACAAUCUGAUGACCUCAGCUGGUUGCAGCUCCCAUGAAAGUGCUUUGGCAACACUUACCUCAAUGACUGUAUUGAUUACAGAUUGUCCAUCUGUCAUUAUAUUUGACUGACUGACCUAUAGCUUAUCUUCAGUAACAAAAACAGAUUGGUACUGUGUUUUAUCUUCAAUAUAAUCUUUU